Colletotrichum higginsianum IMI 349063 is the source of this 1134-nucleotide messenger RNA. RefSeq names its product Calcineurin-like phosphoesterase. Gene Ontology annotation, biological process: polyphosphate catabolic process. Bases 1 to 1134 code for a protein of 377 amino acids. The record is from RefSeq and is a predicted model, not a curated record. The transcript has a single exon. Gene Ontology annotation, cellular component: cytoplasm. NCBI's taxonomy places the organism in Eukaryota, Fungi, Ascomycota, Sordariomycetes, Glomerellales, Glomerellaceae. Gene Ontology annotation, molecular function: phosphatase activity; endopolyphosphatase activity.
AUGGAACCGGCCUCGGUCUGCUACGACUUCCAUGAUACCAUUCAGAACCUGGACCGGACGUACACGCCGUCGGCGGGGUCGUUGACCCCACGAAGGAGGCUCAUCAUCGUGGGAGAUGUUCACGGACACCUUGCGCAACUGAAAAAGCUGCUGGAGACCACCGGCUUCGACAGGGACGCGGGGGACCACCUCAUAUUCACAGGCGACCUCAUCAACAAGGGGCCCGACAGCCCCGGGGUGGUGCAGCUCGCGAUGGACCUCGGCGCCAGUGCCGUCAGGGGCAACAACGAAGACCGCGUGUUGGCAGCGCACCGGCUCAUCAGCAUUGGCCGGGUGUCUGGCGUUUCCGGAGUCGAAGGGAGACCGCCCUUCGAGGACGACAGCACCCAUCUACCUCGGGAUAUCCCCUACGCAGUAUCCAGCGACUUCCUCGCCGCGACCCAGCUCUCAGACGCUCAGGUCGCCUGGCUAUCGUCCUUGCCUCUCAUCAUUCGCGCUGGGCCCUUGAAGGGGGCCGCUAGCCCGCCCUGGAACGCCGGGUCGGUUGUGGUCGUGCACGGCGGCCUUGUGCCCUCGCUGCCUCUGGAAAAACAGGAUCCAUGGGCGGUCAUGAACAUGCGUAGCAUCGUUUACCCAGCCGACGACGCGCACACGGGAGUUAUUGGCGAGGCUCUGGCCAAGCGAGUUCGGGAUCGCUGGUGCCGGCGUGCUGCUUUCCAGGUCACAGGAGACGAAGAUGUCGACACUUUGUCUCGCAGGCUUCCGGAUUUGCGGGACGGCGGAGAGACCCCGAAAAGCAACUCUUCCCAGGGCCACCAUCAAGAUGCCAUUCCCGUCGAAGCUGGAGUCGGCAAGCUCUGGAGGGAUGCGUGGAACGAAACCCAAAACUCGAUCAAGAUCCCGGAACAGCGGACAGUGGUUGUGUAUGGUCAUGAUGCCCUGGCGGGGUUGCAAGACCAAUUAGAGAUCGAUGUUCCAAAGGGGUUGGAGGACGAAGGAGCACAGGGUUCUUGGACGAGGUACGCGUUCGGGCUGGACUCUGGGUGUGCAUAUGGCAACCCGCUCUCUGCCAUGGUCAUUGAGGCCAGUCCGGAGACAGGGGAUAUUGUGCAUCGCGUGGUCCAGGUCAAGUGA